AUGCAGCCAAAAGCGUUCCUUGCAUUUAUUGCCUUGUUUCCGGCAAUUGGUCUUGCGGCACCCUUUCAGACAGGGCUUCGAGUGCUAAGCGAAAAUCUUAUGUCGUGCGCAGAUGUCCUUGCAGAGCGAUCCGAUGCCGAUACUGCAACUAAUUGGAAGCGGGCCGAAGCCAAUUCUCAAGUCGACAGUAGACGCAGGCUUGAAUUUGAGCGGCUCCGCGGCUAUAAUAAGGGUAACACGAAGCGAGCCGAUGCCGACGAUGUGGUAAAUAUGCGGGAAAUUCAAUAA
Uncinocarpus reesii 1704 is the source of this 288-nucleotide messenger RNA. RefSeq lists its product as uncharacterized. The coding region runs from base 1 to 288 and encodes 95 amino acids. The transcript has 2 exons. The record is from RefSeq and is a predicted model, not a curated record. Lineage: Eukaryota; Fungi; Ascomycota; Eurotiomycetes; Onygenales; Onygenaceae.